Chlamydomonas reinhardtii is the source of this 836-nucleotide messenger RNA. RefSeq lists its product as uncharacterized. The record is from RefSeq and is a predicted model, not a curated record. Lineage: Eukaryota; Viridiplantae; Chlorophyta; Chlorophyceae; Chlamydomonadales; Chlamydomonadaceae. The transcript has a single exon. Bases 40 to 468 code for a protein of 142 amino acids.
CAUAUUCGCGACCGCUUGGAGCGACAUUGCUAUUUUGUAAUGUAUUCCACUUUACCAGCAGCACCAGCGCAUAUCAUACAUCAGGCAGGGGCGUCAGGGGCGUCAGGGGCACGGGUGGGGGCGGCUGCGGAUGGUCGCGGCGCCCACCCGCGGCACGCCGAGGCGGUGGCCGCGCUCCGCGGUCUGAACCAGCAGGCUGCCGACGGCGGCUUGUUUCAUGCACCUGCUGCUGCCGCGGCCGGUGCUUCCAGCGCCCCGCCUACUCCUCAACCGCAAGCCGCCGCUGGCGUGCUUAUUCGUCGUACGGUGCAGCCGCGUGUGUUGUGCAGCUCCGCCAGCCGCAGCGGCAAGCUGCCUCCCAGCCUGCAGCUGCUGGCAGCGCCGCGGAGCCUUGUGCUUGUGACCCCCGAGCAGGAGGUGUGGCUGCAGCCGGUGCCGUACACGCAGCCAUUUCCAAGUGAGCAAUGACCGUGAUAGUAUGGUCGACCUGGCCGUGGUAGCGUGAGCAGGAGGUCGUACUGAUGCUGGGGUGUGACUGUAUGAGCGUAUGUAUGAAGGUAUGACCUCGGUGCCUAUCUGUGUGUCGGUAGCUAGCUUGGAUCAAGGUCUCUGAAGGACGCCUGACUUCGUGAUAGGGUAUUAGGGCACGAGAUGAUGUACCGUAUUCGUGAACGGCUGGCCGACGUGGCCUAUCUGAUGUUUUGGGGCGUAAAAGGACAACUGGUUACUGGUGAUCCAGUGAUCGUGGGGCGCAAUAUAGGCCAAUGGCCCAAUGGCCGCCCUGCCUGACCUUCACUGACGAUACCUGUCCGUUGCCGUCAAGAAUGACCAUUCCC